AUGGAUAAACCAUCAUCAUCAUCUUCGUCCUCGCUUCCAACUUCUUCCUUACCCCUUCAACAGCGAGAUAUAAGAGCCUAUAUGAUGCAAUCGCGGAAACGCAAAGCCUCAUCUGCGGGGGAAGUUGACACGGUUGGAACCAUAAACAAUAACAGCGAUGAUGGUGAUACCCACGAAGACGACGAAAAUUCCAAUACCCCUACAACAGCAUCUAUCGACCAGAGCUACUCACUUCUACCACCAUCCAAAUCAAAACCAUCAUCAAAAUCACACUUUGUCAUUUCAAUUUAUACUCGUCACGUGGAAUCUAUCCUCGCUGGUACCAAAACGUAUGAGUUCCGCAAAUACCCUCUUCCGGCAAGAGAUAUGUGGAUCUACGAGACGGCUCCCGUGAGCGCGAUCAGGUACUAUGCCGUCAUAGCUGCACCGUGCCGACCAGGGGAAAUUCCAGAGGACCAGUUACACAUUGAGCGGAAUCGCCAAUUCAACGAUGGGCUUUCGGGUACCUUGGUUCCUGAGAAAGCAAAAAAAAAACCGCGGAAAGAAGUGAACUGGUAUGCUCACCGAAUUUUAGAGGUCUGGAAACUCAAAGAAGCGAUGAGCUUGAAGGCCCUGGUAGAGAAAGGAUGGAUAGGAGGGGCACCGCAAAAAUACGCCUGGCUGGAUAUAGCGAAAAUAUCCGACGUGAAAGCCGAAUCAUCUAGGGUUGAAACAUCGACCUAA
Molecule: messenger RNA, 723 nt
Organism: Orbilia oligospora ATCC 24927
Lineage: Eukaryota; Fungi; Ascomycota; Orbiliomycetes; Orbiliales; Orbiliaceae
Exons: 1
Coding region: 1-723 (240 amino acids)
Source: RefSeq, a predicted model, not a curated record